Messenger RNA from Octodon degus (degu), 8517 nucleotides. It is a transcript of the gene Vwa5b1, whose product is annotated as von Willebrand factor A domain containing 5B1. The coding region runs from base 174 to 3857 and encodes 1227 amino acids. Lineage: Eukaryota; Metazoa; Chordata; Mammalia; Rodentia; Octodontidae. The transcript has 22 exons. The record is from RefSeq and is a predicted model, not a curated record.
AAGCUGACCGCCAGGGCAGUGAGCGCCAGGCUUGGGCACGGCAGCCUGGUCCUGAGUGCCCUCUCCAGCAGCUCCUGGGCAUGGGCAGGCAGCCACUGCGGCAGACGGAGGUAGUGUUUGCCACACACAUGUUGCUUCUGGGGCAAGGCCCUGAAGGCUGACUAGCCGGCAGGAUGCCUGGCCUGCUGAACCGCGUCACUGGGGCAGCGCUGCCCCUCACCGCAUCUGAUGUCACCUCCUUUGUCAGUGGUUACGCCCUCGGCCUGACAGCCUCCCUUACUUAUGGCAAUCUGGAGGCUCAGCCUUUCCAGGGCCUCUUCGUGUAUGUGCUGGAUGAGUUCACCACGGUGAUCGGCUUUGAGGCAGUCAUUGCCGACCGCAUCGUGAAGGUACAGAUCAAGGACAAAGCGAAGCUGGAGAGCAGCCACUUGGAUGCCUCCUGUGCCCGAUCCCCGACUGUCACAGGGGACAUUCGGCAAGAGGGGGUUUCCAUCGCCCCUCAUUCCUGCACACCGGGAAAGGUGGCCUUGGAUGAGGACUUGGAGCGGGUCCUGUUUGUGGUCAACCUGGGGACCAUCACUCCCAUGGAGAAUGUCACCGUCUUCAUCAGCACCUCAUCGGAGCUCCCAACGCUGCCCAGCGGGGCCGUGAGGGUCCUCCUGCCUGCCAUCUGUGCCCCGACGGUGCCUCAGUUCUGCACCAAGAGCAGUGGCCUUUCCAACCCACAGGCCCAGGGCAAAGACACUUUGCCCUACUAUGGCACCCAGGCCCUGGACUCCUGGAACAAGCUGUGCCUGGCGACCCUGCUGGACCCCGAGGUGACCAACCCCAUGGAGUACGACUUCAACUUCCAGCUGGAGAUCCAUGGGCCAUGUCUGCUUGCAGGGGUGGAGAGCCCCACCCACGAAAUCCGCGCAGACGCUGCCCCUUCUGCACGCUCAGCCAAAAGCAUCGUCAUCACCUUGGCCAACAAGCACACCUUCGACCGGCCUGUGGAGAUCCUCAUCCACCCCAGCGAGCCCCACCUGCCACAUGUCCUGAUGGAGAAGGGGGACAUGACCCUAGCGGAGUAUGAUCAACACUUGAGGGGGAGAACUGAUUUCAUUAAAGCGACGAAGAAGAACAGCAGUGCAGAGCGGAAGACAGCAAUCAUCCGGAAACGCCUCCACAAAGACAUUCUCCACCACUCGGUCAUCAUGCUCAACUUCUGUCCUGACCUCCAGUCCAUGCAGCCAAACUUGAGAAAGACCCACGGGGAGUUCAUCUUCCUGGUUGACAGGAGCAACGGGAUGAGGGGGACCAACAUCCACCAUGUCAAGGAUGCCAUGCUGGUGGCCCUUAAGAGUCUCAUGCCAACCUGCCUCUUCAAUGUCAUUGGAUUUGGAUCCACAUUUAAGACCCUCUUCCCUUCUAGCCAGACCUACAGUGAGGAGAGCUUGGCUAUGGCGUGUAACAGCAUCCAGAGUAUGCAAGCUGACAUGGGUGGCACCAACAUCUUUUCUCCCCUCAAGUGGAUCGUCCGGCAGCCCGUGCACCAGGGCCACCCGCGGCUACUCUUCCUGAUCACGGGUGGCGCCAUCGGCAACACCGGGAAGGUGCUGGAGUUGGUGCGGAACCAUGCCUUUUCCACCAGGUGCUACAGCUUUGGGAUCGGACCAAAGGUUUGCCAUCGACUGGUAAAAGGGCUGGCAUCCGUGUCCAAGGGCAGUGCUGAGUUCCUAGUGGAGGGCGAGCGGCUGCAACCCAAGAUGAUCAAAUCCUUGAAGAAGGCCAUGGCCCCAGUCCUGAGUGAUGUGACGGUGGAGUGGGUCUUCCCUGAGGCCACUGAGGUCCUGAUAGCACCUGUCAGCACCAGCACCCUCUUCCCUGGAGAACGGUUGGUGGGGUAUGGCAUUGUGUGUGAUGCCUCCUUGUACGUCUCCAAUCCUAGAUCUGACAAGCGGCGAAGGUAUGGCAUGCUGCAUUCCCAGGAGUCUGGGAGCUCCGUCUUCUACCACUCUCAGGACGAGGGAGCCGGCCCGGACAGUGGAGACUGUACGAAGGGCGUGGGGGCACCCUUCAGCCAGGGGCGGGUGAAGGAUGCCUGGCCACUCGGUGGAGACCCCAGCACCAGCCACAGCCACAGUCUGGACCACACCCCGAGACGGAGGGCCUACAGUACCAACCAGAUCACCGACCACAAACUGUGCCCAAGGGCCACCACUGCCAGCGAGCCCACAGGAUCCUCCAGGAGAUACCCACUGCGGAAAGCCAAGCUGCAAGACCUCACCAAUCAGACCAGCCUGGAGGGCCAGCGGUGGCAGAAUGAUUUGCAGACACCCAAGCCCGUGCUGAACAAUGGUCAGGACCUGAGCCAGGGCCCCAAACUGCAUGGCCCAGGAGCCCGAAGGCCCUCUCUGCUGCCUCAAGGCUGCCAGCCCUUCCUGCCCUCUGGCCAGGAGACCUUGGCCUGGAGCCCCAUGAGGGAGCUGGACCCCGGAUCCAGCCUGAAAUCUGCCCUGGACAGCCGCAGCCCUGGGGAUCAGGAACCGUCCUAUCGCCCCUCCGCCUUCGAGACCGAGACAUCUUCGGACUGGGAGCCCACAGCUGAGUGUGAGGAGCAGGCCAGUCCCGGCAGGCCCAGCACCACCCCAGGCCCGGUGUUGGGAAAAGCCUUGGUUAAAGGCCUGCGCGAAGGCCAACGCGUGCAGUGGGAGGUGAGCUUCGAGUUGGGACCACCCGGCCCGGAGCCGGGCAGCGUGCGGGACGCUGACUUGUGGAGUGAGACCUUCCACCACCUGGCGGCCCGCGCCGUCAUCCGCGACUUGGAGCAACUGGCAGAGCGAGAGGACGAAAUCGAGCAAGGGUCCAGUUGCCGCUACCAGGUGAACGCUGUGCACACUAGCAAGGCCUGCAAUGUCAUCAGCAAGUACACAGCCUUCGUGCCCGUAGAUGUGAGCAAGAACCGGUACCUGCCCACGGCGGUGGAGUACCCCAGCUCAGGUGUUACGCAUCGGAUGGGCAGCUCCGGGGUGCUGACCCGACAGUGGAGGGGUGCAUCUGCGGGCUUUGGCCGGCCCCAGACCACACUGGGAGAAGACUUGGCUGUGGGAGAUGGCACAGUUCAGACCCUAACCACAGAGGAAAGCCCAACUUCACCCUUCAGUGAGCUCCUGUCCCCCAGCCGAGAGAAGCACACAGCUUCGGAAGGUCCCCUGCACAGCCUGCCCACCAACACCCUUUCCUCCACGAAGGCCUCAGAGACUCUCUUUGGAUCUAAGCUGAAUUUCAACAAGUCCAGGCUGCUGACUCGAGCAGCCAAGGGCUUCCUGGGCAAGCCGCUCACCAAGGCAGCGGAGUCCACCUCAGGAACCCAGAGCUUUGACUAUGUCCCUCUGGUGUCUCUGCAGCUGGCCUCCGGUGCCUUCCUGCUCAACCAAGCCUUCUGCGAGGCCAUCCACAUCCCCACAGAGAAGCUUAUGCGGACCUCACCUUUCUCUUGCCACCGAGUGUCCCUCUCUGCCCGUCCGCUGUGCACCGGCCCCUCACCUCCGCACCUGUCCUGCGACAGCAUUUCUCUGGGGCCUCUGGCUGAGGGCAGGCCGGGAUCAGAGCCCACAGCACUGGUGGAGCACACAGGAAAGCUGUGGGCCACAGUGGUGGGGCUGGCCUGGCUGGAGCACAGCUCGGCCUCUUACUUCAUUGAGUGGGAGCUGGUGGCUGCCAAGGCCAACUCAUGGCUGGAACAGCAGGAGGUGCCUGAGGGCCACACACAGGCCGUGCUCAAGGCUGCUGCCCGCCAGCUGUUUGUGCUCCUACGGCACUGGGAUGAGAACCUGGAGUUCAAUAUGCUCUGCUAUAACCCAAAUUACGUGUAGAGGGGGCAAGGUUGGUAGGGGAGAGCGGUGGGUAUCUAGGCCUGGUGGGCGAACAUUAGUUGGGAGGCCUGAAUUCCAUCCCAACUCUGCUACGACCCAGCUGUGCAACCUUAGGUCAGUCCCUGUCCCUGUCCCUGUCUGGGCCUCAGCAUCCUUAUCUGUCAAAUAAGAAGCUGAGAUGAGGUGGUAGGAUGAGAUCUUUCAAGGGUUCGAAUGUUCCUUUCUGCCCCAACUUUCAGGCAAUCCUGGGGUUUAGUGCUACUUGUCAAGCCUGAGUUUUCUCUGGAGGAAGACCAUGAGGGCAUGGAGUAGAGGCAGCAGUCUCCCCAAUAAAGGGCCAAUGAGGGAACCAGUGACUAAAGUAACCAGACCUACAAGCCUACACCCAGGCACUGAGGGAUCCCCUCUGUCUGUUACACUGGGGGCAGGCUUUCAUUUCCAAGGUGACAAUCUAGGACGGCCCACUUCCCUCCUCAAAGCCAACUGGAGAAGCUUCCUUCCCCACACUUUCCAAAAUUGCUUGUGGGUUUUUCUCUGGGCAAGGAAACGUUUUAGUUCUGGUUUGCAGAUUUCUGAGGCUUCCUAAAGAGAGGUGGUAGACAGAAUUCAAGCAGCUAGAGACCCUGCAAGCCAAAGUAUUACAUCGAUGCUUCAGUCUGUGCCGAAAUGAUCCAAAGAGGCAGACAUGCUCACAGAAGCCAGGGAAGACAGCAGCAGAUGACACCUGAAAUAAUGUACGUACGUACUUUAAGGACCCGGAUGAAGUGGACUCCAUGCGCUUGUGUUGAGAGGCUAGAGCGGCACCGCCAUGCACACUGCAUUCUGGGAUAGUGGAGUCCCUUUAACCAGACCGCGCUGCAGGAGAAAGGAUAUGUUUGCAACAGAAAAUAAUGCUUGACUGCCGUGCAUUUGGGGGUGGUUACUUCAGCUGGAUAGCCUGAGUGGUUUGGCAAAGUGAAAGGACUGUGAACCAUUGAAGCUGGAACCCCUGGGGCUCCCCCACUACAGUCCUACCGCAUGAUACGCAUUGGUGUGCCCAGCCUCUGAUUCACUCAGGACUAACUGCCCAGUUGCCCUUGCCCUAAGGACUCCUCAGACAUGGGCCUGGGCCCCCACGCUGAGUUGAUAUACCCCGAAUCCCUCUUUCCAAGGCCUUAGCCUCUCAGCAAAUUCCUUUCCCAGGAACGGUCCCAGGGCCUUGACAUGAAGGCCCAUAGACAUCCUUUUUUGUUGUUUUGGUGGGAGCGGGGAGGUUGUGGUGUGGUUCUGGCAUAAAUCCCAGCUUCAUGAAGACUCAGGAUGGCCAGGCUCCUGCAGGAGCCAGAGGGAGAGAGGAGGCUCCCACAGACUGUCAGCGGGUGUCAGUGUGACCAGGUGUGGUGCCCUGGUCCUGCCCCAUCCUGCCCACCUGCCAAGGUGCAACUGCUCCCAGCAGGGCCCCUGCAGCCCUCAUAAUCCUUGCUUCACUGGUUGGCUGGGCUCCUCUGGGAGGAACCCAGCCAGCCAGGCCCUGCUACUGUGACACCGUGACUCCACUGGGACAGGAUGCCAGGCCGGAGCGUGGACUCAACAUCAGUGCCACCAGGGAGGAUGAGAGCUUUAGGUUGUCUUCCUCAAGGCCCCAAAGAGGUGUCAGGACAUCAGUGUCAUCUCCCUGUGUUCCUCCUUCUCCUCCCCCAUUUCAUCCCCUACUUCUUCAACUAUGAAGCCCUAGCUUCAAAACAGGGAUGGAGGGGGUGGCAUUUACUUCCUGGUCCACUGCUGAUGGAAAAUUGGCAGGCUUUGAGUCAGAGCACCUGGGCCCAGAUCUCAGCCUUGAUUAGCAUAGGCAGUGGCUUCACCCUGCUGGGUUUUCUGGAGCUGGGGUCUGUGCAUUGCUCUGACAUUCCCAGGUGACCUGCUUCUAAAUUUGUCCCUCUCAGUGAACAUGUAUUUGCUCCACUUCUCCAUAUGAACUUUAACAAGUCCUUGCUAUGGACAAUGACUAGGGCUUGAGACACCCCGCCCCUGCCCACCAUGACAGUACAUAAGAUACCUAGAUGGAGUGACCCUGAAACUCAGUAAGGUGGUAAACACAUCCUCCCCUUCUCCACCAAGUUCCUCAGACCACGCCCCAGCAGCAGCAGUUGAAACUCAGUGAUAUGUCUGAUACAAGAUCAGUACCACUGCAGGACCGCUGCCAAGCACCCAAGAACAAAUUCUUUGCAGUCUCAAGUGACCCAAGGGCUGUGCAGGGACAUCUAGACAAGAGGCAUUUUUAAGAUGAUGCCAGUCCUAUAGAGAUGAUUCACAGCCUCAGGAAUUUGCUGCCAGCAUUACCAAGCAGAGGACUGGAGAGUCUCCCUUGAAAGACAGGAUAAGAGCCUUGGACAGUGAGCAUCUGGCUAGGGCUAAAGGGCUUGCAAAGGACCUCCCAUGUGCAACACAUCCCAUGCAACCUGGGAAAAUUUGUACGCAUCUGAUUUAAUUUGUUAAACUAGCCCUUGGCUUCUUAGUCAAAGGCCCUGCACUGUCUGAAGAAAUGCUAAUGGCUGCUUUAGUGGGAAGCAAGCUGAAUCAAGAAUUGGAGGGGCCUGAGGGUUAGCCCUGAACCCACUAGCAGCAGGCCGUGUGACCUCUAGCAAAUCAUAUGUUUCCUCCAAGGCCCUGGAUCACCUUUUGUGGAAUACUGGGCUUACACCAGAUCAGUAGUUCCAUCCCUGUUGCUCAGGUGAGAUGUGAAUAAGCCACCCAUGGAAAACUGUCCUGUGGGCGAGUGUGCAGGGAGACACUGGAAGAACAGGUUGCUUUAGGUUAGGAUUUCACAUGUAGAUCCAGAGAGGUGGCCCAGAUGUGGUUCUUCCAGGUUGCUCAGCCAAAAAACGCUGGUCUAGAUCUCCCCGGGGGUUCUCUACUCACUGACAUCCACCAGCCCUUACGGAGUGUGUGCCAGAUUAUAGGGGCAACUGCUGUGAACAUGCUAGAUGCUCUCUCUGCCCCUGUAGAGCCUGGCAAGAAGCCCUUGAAGAGCCUCUUCCAUGAUACAUCUUCCCUUUCUCUGGAGUUUCCAGUGGCUUUCUCCUGACCAAUCACACUCCCAAACCCCUGGUCCUGCCAUGCUGGGGAUGGCUGCAGACAGGCACUGCCUGAAUGCCAUCAGCACUGAGCCAUCCUGUGAGCUCACAGACACUCACUGAUGGUUUGGGUACAGCUGGCCAUAACACUGCUUGGUGCUGGGUAGUCAGCGGAGCUCCCAGGUAGACCAGGGUAGUUCCGGAAGUGGGGUUCCUGAGGGUCAACUGCCUGCCAUGCAGAGACGCAGAACCCUGUCACUGAGUCCUCUCUCAGUAGAAGAGACCAUCUCUGGACCCCAGGGAAGCUAGUCCCUUCCCUCAGGAAAGCUCAGCUCACACUUUUGAAGAAGCUGCUCUGUUUCCUGCCUGCACCUGUGUUUCCCAGCCAUCCUGGCCUUCAGACACAAAAAAUGGCACCCCCUGUGCCCCCGACCUGUGCUGGCACUUGUCACAACUAAUGAAGGGAGCAGCUGGUUCCAAGUUCAGCCCUGCUGGGUUUUCCCCUGCAGUUCUUGUGUGUGAGAAAACAAGGGCUCCCUUCCUCCCUUCUAGCUGGUUCACCUAUCCCCUGGGAGCCUCCUCUAAAUCCUGAUCAUACCCAGCUGAGCCCCACCCUUGUAUUGGAAGGCCAGCUUGCUUCCUCUGUUGGCUACUGUUUUCCUUUUUCUUCCUCAUCUGGACCUCUGAAGGACAGGGAGUGAGGAAAGGGGUCUCCUCCACCUGCUAGAACCCUGUAACACCCCAACACUCACCACUCCACAUGCUGCCUCUCACUACUUGCACAUUGUCACAUCUCCAAGUGACCCCAGACAUAAAUAUUCAGCAUCUGCAAUGCCCUGGGGAGAGAAAGGGAAGAAACUGCCACCCCAAAAACAGACUGUAUUUUUAUUGCCAAAGCACCUGGGAAAGGUCUUCUUUUUUCCCCCUCAAGAGACUAAAGAAGUCAGCAAUGACAACAACAAGAGCAGCAGCAAAAAUGUUCACAUCCCUCAGCUGUAACAUAGCAUACUCCACAAUGCCAGUGUAAAAAUAACUAGGGCAGAAGCGUGUGUGGCAUUCUGCAACUGGAUAAUCUGAUCCACAGAGAUCUGUCCCCAGGUCAAGAGCUUGGCAGCGCUGCCUGGCCAGGCCUCCAGCCCAUACUGUGGAGCACCCUAACCCUUAUGUCCAGCCUGCCCCAGGCCGCUGACAGAGUCUGUCCACAGCACUGCCUCCCCGAAGUCCCCUAGCGAAGGCAGGUUUCUCCUGUCCAUGCUGCAGUUCUCCUUGGCCCAGAGCCAGCUGUCUUGAACUUACAGCUGCUUCCAAGGCAAAGCGCCUUGUCUCAAUGUGCUCACUGUGGCGACGUGUGUGGUAUAGUUUUACUAUUUGCCCAGGUGGCUUUGGCUCACAUGGCAUGGCCGGUGCUUGUCCCUGUUGGAGCCUCAAGUGCCUAUAACAUGCUGUCCUGUCCCUUCACCUGCACACAGUAAUGUCCCCACAGUGCCUGUGACACUUCUUGUUCUUGGAAUAUACAUCACCUGUCUGUCCGGUGGCCAAUUAUGUAGAUGUUGUGCAGGGCCUGGACCUCAGCUGUCUAAUGCCCACAAUCCUGUGCGAAUUCCACC